Messenger RNA from Drosophila nasuta, 830 nucleotides. It is a transcript of the gene Tsp42Eo, whose product is annotated as Tetraspanin 42Eo. The transcript is spliced from 5 exons. Lineage: Eukaryota; Metazoa; Arthropoda; Insecta; Diptera; Drosophilidae. The record is from RefSeq and is a predicted model, not a curated record. Gene Ontology annotation, cellular component: membrane. The coding region runs from base 143 to 811 and encodes 222 amino acids.
CGAGAAACGCGCGUCUCAGUCGGCAAACGUUGGAGCAACACGAGCGAAUGGCAAAUGUUUAACAAGAAAAAAAUAAUAAAUAAUAUAAAAAUAUUGCCAUCAUUUUUAGUACAAUAAGUAUAUACAAAGUUAACUCAACAAAAUGCCCACAGUGCAGGUGUGUCUGCAAUGGGCAGCGGUGGUUUUCAAUGCGUUUACUCUGCUAAUCGGCAUCCUGGCCACGCUGGCUGGCGCCUACGAUUUACUCCACAAAUUGGAGGAGGGAUCAAUGGAGCACAUUGAUAUUGAAAAAAUCGUUCAAUUGUCCAUCACGGGGACGCUCAUCCUGGCUGCUCUCAUUGGCUGCUCGGGCGCCUUUCUGGGCUCCAUUAAAGUGCUUGUUGUGCACAUGACGUUAUUCGCUCUGGUGAUCGGUGCUCAUGGCUGGAAGCUGAGCACCUACAAUGAGAACAGGCACCAGGACACCACAGAAGUGUUCGUCAUGGGCAUUUGGAUGAAGGAGCUGGCACAUCCCGGUGCCAUGUAUCAACUGCAACGUAGAUAUGAAUGCUGCGGUGACAAAGGCUACGCGGACUAUACAAGUCUGAAGCUGAAGGUGCCGCCAAGUUGUUUUCACACCGAUAAUGGUGUCCACGCCUUGUAUCCCUAUAGCGACGGUUGCAUGUCGGCAGUGAAGCGCGAUCAUUUGAAAUUCUAUCGGUUUGAGAAGUGGGCACACAUCGGACUCAUUGGCUAUGAGAUUGUGGGCAUUAUUUUGGCCAUUACACUGAGCUGUCAGCUGACUACUAAAACACGACGGUAUGCCUACUAAAAGAGAACUUAGAUUUAUA